CCCACCUAGAUCUGCUCCCAUGGACGGUGACAAGAAAGGUCAGCUUCCUUCCACUAAAUCUACUUCUACAAUGGCUAAAAUCAAAGCUAUUCAACCUAAGAAACUUGCCCCUUGCAGAUCUGAUCAAGUGUUUGUCCCUCACAUGAAAUCCCAAAUUUUGGGUCCGUAUUUCGUUUCUCCUCGACCUAUUCCUUUUAAACUUGUAUACGCACAACUAAAAGACCAUCCUCUUCCUUUCCAAGUGAAGCCCAAUUGGAGCAAGUCGAUCUUGAGUUCUGCUUUACUUUUUUGGACUGUUUCUUUCAAUUGCUUCCACUUCCCAUGUGGCAUCAUGUCCGUGAGUCUCUUCAACAUCAGCUCGUUGACCGGACUACCUUGCAUGGCAGAAGAAAUUUCUACACUUCUGACCAUGCCACUAGGUAUUGAAUACAACCACAAAGAUCUAAAGCCUUCAUUUCCAGCCUUUGUGAGAUUUGCUUGUGACCGAAGCCCCACUAAAGAAUUUAUUCCUUUGGUCGCCGCUCUAGUUCACGGUAGACAUUUAGCUUUAGACCAUGAUUUUGUUAGAUCCUCCUUUUCAACUGAGCUGCACUUCCUUAUACAAAAGACUUGGUGGCAAGGAUACUUUCUCUUUCCGCUUCUUGGGGUUUUGGAUGAUAUUUCUACUUUAACACCUCUACCACUCACUAAAAAACUUGAGGAAAAAGAUGUUAUCGAGGAAGGAGGUGACCUGGAAUUUGCAAGAGAUAUUACUGAGAUUGAUGAUGAUGAUGUGGAAAAUGAGCUUCUUGCAAAGCUGGACAUGUUGGCAGACCUCCCUGUCAAGUUAGAAUCUGCUCUAAACAGCAAAAGGAAGAUUGUCACCGAGGAGACAAACUCAGAUGUCAACCUUCCUUCGCAGGAACAAAUUAGGUUUGCCAUUCUCACCUUGCAAGAGCUUAUUGACGGUGACCUUUCCGAUUUCUAUAGAGUGCCAGAUCAACAAGCCACCUUCCAAGUAGCUCAAGUACUUAGUCGAGCCCCACAGCUAUCUUCUGCUCAGCGCAAAUUUUGGGCAAAUUUCACUAUCAUUUAUGCAAAUUUUAGUAAAAGAUUCUUGGCUCUUGAGAACAAGGUGAUGAUAGUAGAAUAUGCUAGGAAAUUUGUAACAUAUAGUACUACUACCGUCUUUAAAAAGAAGGAUGAGUUCUUGGCAGCAAAGGAUGCUCAUACUGCACAAAUUAAACAUCUUCAAGGUUCGAAGGAACCUAGCACCAGCGCCUGGGUUCCACGAGCACCUGAGUUCCAUCGAACCCAACUUCCUUCGAACCCAGGCAUGCUACCUGGGUUCGAUGGAACCCAGGCACGGGUUCGAGGAACCCAGGGCCUUGGUUCGAGGAACCCAGGCGUGGGUUCGUCCAACCCAGGCCCUUGGUUUGAUGGAACCCAGGACACCUGGGUUCCAUUGAACCCAAGCGUGCUAGGUUCGAGGAACCCAGGCCUGGGUUCCUUCGAACCAAGUGCCUGGGUUUGAGUCGAACCCGCUUGGGUUUUUUGUUUUGUUUCUUUGUUGGCUUGCAGUCGUGCUUGGCUAUCUUGGAAUGGGAUUUAGAGUUUUAUGUGGCUUCUGAUUGCUUGAAUUUUUAGAUCUAGUUACUAUUGGUGUUGAUCGAAGGGAUGUUGUGUUUUUUACAUUUUUCUUUAUAGAUCUGGUAUACAUUUGCAGUGGGUUUUUUUGUUUUGUUUCUUUGUUGGCUUGCAGUCAUGCUUGCUUGGCUAUCUUGGAAUGGGAUUUAGAGUUUUAUGUGGCUUAUGAUUGCUUGAAUUUUUAGAUCUAGUUACUAUUGGUGUUGAUCGAAGGGAUGUUGUGUUUUUUACAUUUUUCUUUACAGAUCUGGUAUACAUUUGCAGAGGAAUUGAUUUUUUGAAUCAGAUAUAUUGGUCAUUAUUAUUAUGCGAGGAAUCAUAUUUGAGUUCUAUUAGAGAGGAGGUUUGGGAAAGAAGUAAAUGGUGAUUAGAGUA
Messenger RNA from Rubroshorea leprosula, 2001 nucleotides. NCBI's taxonomy places the organism in Eukaryota, Viridiplantae, Streptophyta, Magnoliopsida, Malvales, Dipterocarpaceae. The record is from the annotation of a GenBank genome assembly.